AUGUCGAUUUGUAGAGGUCCUAUAAAUGUUCAUAAGAAGGGACUAACGUCGGCAGUGUAUGACGUCCAUGGACGGCGUAUCGUGACCGGCGGAGCAGACGGGAAACUAAAGAUUUUUGAGUCGCUUGAUGAUGCUAGCCCUAUGGAACAUAUUGUUGGUGAGAAAAUAAAUGCUCUUGCCUGUCGUUAUGAUAAUGUAGUUGUGGCCACUGAAGGGACGUACGUUCACAUUCUUCAAAUGGAGGAUGGACUUCCGGAUGGUGUAGCCACGCGGUUCACUGCGGAAGUCAACCAUCUAGCCAUAAACAAGGACCUGAAUAAGAUAGUCAUGUGUAGUAGUGACUUUUCAAUUAAAGUUGUCGACUUCACAGUGCUUGACGGAGACCGCGAAGUGGUUUUCAAAGGGCACCAGGGUGCCGUUUUAAGUGUUGCUUUUGAUCCACUUGAUAUAUUCAUUGCUUCUGCGUCAUGUGAUGGUAGUGUGCGUGUAUGGAAUUUAAUGAGUGGCAAGGAAACCAAGUCUAUCUCAACGUUGGCAAAAUGUAAUGACCCUCUUUUGGCUCCAAGUUACUGCAGAUUAUGCUGGGAGAGUACACUUGGAAAGUUCCUACUAGUCCCGGUUGACAGAGAAAUUCGAAUGUUCGAGCGAGAGUGUUGGAGCUUACUUUGCUCGUUGACUUGCCCUUCUGUAUCUGAAGCGUUCCUCGUCUGUGCUUCUUCACAAGAUGGCGAACUUAUUUCAGGUGGAACGUCAGAUGGGUGGAUUAUUGUGUGGAGAGUUGAAGACAGACAUGCUAUACACCGCAUUCGUGAUCCUUCACAUAGUCGAAUUUGUAGCCUAUCCUGGCAUCCACAUCAAGGUAGAAAUCUUCUAUUCGCUAACGAAAAUGGGUCAGUAGGACUUAUCAGUACACCAGAUGUGCAGCCUUCUUCUAAUGAUGCUUUAUCACCAAAUAGGAUAGCUGAAUUAAUGGGUUGUGAUGAAGAUGGGGAUACAGCAGAUUUGUUAAGCGCCGCUGCAGCCCAGGCCGAAUCCAGUAGACUUGUAAUUGAUGAUGAAGCCGCUAAUCAUUUGAAAAUGGAUGAUAGUGAUUCAGAUUCAAUAGACUUAUCCCGAAUUAAGUCUGGUUACAUGUCUCUCAAUGAUGAAGAGGAACAGAAACCAGACCUAGCAAAAAUCGAGAUUAAAUCAGCUGUUCCUAUCACAGAAGGUGAUAUUUUUCAAAGAAGGGAUAGUCUUCCGAUUUCAUCUUUACAGAAACCUUUCCAACCAGGAGCAACACCAGUUGGCUUUCGUGAACGUUUCAUGGUAUGGAAUAGAAUUGGUAUCGUGACACAAUUUAAGGAUACAGAUGAUUUUCAAAUAGAGGAGGAAACUUCAAAUCAGUCUACUGGAGGAAGUAUAGAAGUUGAAUUUCAUGAUAGUAGUCUUCAUCACAGUUUACGAUUAUCCAAUAACUCUGGCUAUUCUAUGGCGGAUCUAAGUUUAACUGCUUUAUUACUAGCAUCUAAAGGCUCGGAUGAUUCCAACUUGGAAGAUUUAAAUCAGGAUGAACAAGAGGAGUUAUAUGACCUUAGUCGGAUUGCAGUAUUACCCCUGGAUGUUGGCAGUACAAACGUUGUUACUGAAGAAAGUCGGAAUCGAACGGAGAGUCCUGGUUAUGCUGUUAUCGCUACCUCUAAGCGUUUGUUACGCAUUUUUACUCAACCAUCUUCAUCUGUAUCUGUACAACGUUCAACUAAUUUGCAUCUACUUCAGAUAACUAGAUUAGGUUUGCCACCUGUUUGCCUUGCUGGUCAGCAUACUGUUGUGAUGGCGAGUCAUCCUACAAGUCCUGUCCUAGCUGUAGUAACAUGUAAUAUAGUAGGUGAGUUGGAAUGGAGAGUGUUUUACCUGGGUGGAAUUAUGUUAGGAUCGAAUCGAACGCCAGCCCCAUUAUGGAUACAAAGUGCUUUAUCUAUUUGGCAGCCUUUACCACUUAGUCCUCCAGGAAAACUUUCAAUGGCCUGCGACAAUACACUGAUUCGUUUAAUGUGGUUUGGUUUCUCUGAUACUGGAGGAUUAUUUACGUAUGACUCAAACGGGGUUGUACGGCGUCUCAUUCAUGGUCGUUCUCAAAAACACCCAGAAUUUCAUUGGAUUCCUGUUUGUGAUACAAGAAGCAUAUUAAAGCAAGGCAACAGACGAACAGAUAAUUAUUUUGUUGUUGGAGUCUUAGAGUCUUGUGAAUCAAUGGAAAGUUUACCUUCUGAAGCUAAGAAGGAUCAAAAUCCAAUACCGUUGGAUUUGUGGCCUAGAGUUUUUCCUCGACCUGUAGUAUCAAAUCUACCUUUUCGUCUACCUCUAUGUUCGUUGAAUACUGAUCAAGGUGAAUUGGAGGAAAAUUAUCUACAAUGUUUAAUUAACGAAGAUUGGCCAGUUUGGGGUCCGAACGCUAAUAAUGCGGAUGAAGAGAUACUAUUGCAUUUAUCUUCUCUAAAUACAAAAUCUUUAACCAAACGAAAAGCAGUUCUACUACGUUUAUUCGCGCUGGCAGCAAAACUCGAAUCCGACUGGGCUAGCAUUGCAGUUGCUCAUCUAAUGCCAGAUGCAGCAACGGUUCAGCUUGCUAUUAGGUAUGCUGGUCGACUAAGACGUCAAAAUCUCGCUCAUCGUUUAGCAGGUGUUGCAUUGGAGAAAGAACGCCAGGUAUCAGAGCGUGUUGAUGAUGAAGAUGAUUGGGAAGGUACACCACGGAAUUCAACAUAUCAGGCCAAGUCAAACAGGUAUCCUAAUAAUCUGUCAAGUUAUACUCCGUCGAAUGAUCAAAUAAGUUAUCGUUCUAAAACUUACAGAUCUGAAGAAGAGUUUGAAAGUCAUGGUCCAGUAGAUACUUCACUGGUUAGUUCAGGUACUGAUGAUACCUAUGAUGAUGUUGCUGUUGGAAGUUUACCCUUGAUAGACUCUGAGCCUAUGUCUCAUUCUAUGUUAACUCCUAGCUCUUCACGAAAUCCAUUCAAGUCUUCUUCAAAAGAAUCUGCACCUCGACCAAGUGCUCAUGGAACACAGGUUUUAGACGUAUGGACACCUAAACUGAGUGAUACUAAUGCAAAAAUCACUCAGAAGUCUAGUAUCAACAAACCGAAACAGAAUAGGAAACGCACAGCAACUACAUCUCAACGUCUUAAGUUAUCUAAAAGUAAAUCAAUUGAUGUGACUGAGAAUAAUCAAGAGUUUACUGAUUGGUUUGAAGAGAAUCGAGAAACAUUAGAAGAAAGUUAUCCAGAAGUAUCAGUUGAAGAACUUGUUCAAAUCGCUCGAUCUGAGUUUUAUUCUACAAAAAAUCCGAAAAAUGAUGUUGCUAACGGAAUAAAUGAAGAUGAAUAUGAUUCUAAAGAGAAUUUACAACAAAAGUAUUGUAAUAAGCGCCGUUUAAGUCAAAAUGAUGAUAUGAAUCCUAGUAUAUCAAAGAAAAAAUUAUCUGAAUUUUCAGAGAAAGCAUCCAAAAAUUGUUAUCAUUUACUUUCCCUGAGAAUUCAUUAA
Molecule: messenger RNA, 3522 nt
Organism: Heterobilharzia americana
Lineage: Eukaryota; Metazoa; Platyhelminthes; Trematoda; Strigeidida; Schistosomatidae
Source: the annotation of a GenBank genome assembly